Symbiodinium sp. CCMP2592 is the source of this 1506-nucleotide messenger RNA. The record is from the annotation of a GenBank genome assembly. Lineage: Eukaryota; Dinophyceae; Suessiales; Symbiodiniaceae.
AUGUCUAAAAAACUGGAAAAGAGCAUUUCAGCUGCCCAGAAGUUCCUUACGGGUCUGAGGACGUUGCCUCAGUUCCCGGAGAUCCAAAGCAGGCAGGCAGCGAAUCUACGGAAAGCCGCAGAAGGAAUUCCAGUGAUCAGUGUUUCAGAGUCCACGACCAUCUUGGAGACUCUGGAUGAAAACCUCUGGAAUCCCGAGUGGCUGGAGGAUUUCAGAAGUUUGGUUGCCAGCAAGACAGGCGAUGAUGAGUCUACAGGGCGGGCUGGGCAGCAGGACUACACGUUGUUGCCGAAAUAUCUGACGGCAGAGAUAUGGCAGGGGCUUUUGCAGCCCGACGAGCAUCUGAGAGAGACGAUGUUGGAGCAGCUGUGUAAGCAUGCAGCUCGCUUGGGCUUAAGGAACCCAACAGAGGCCAGCAAUGCUACGAUACUCGCCCUGGUCUGGGGGCUCACCAGCAGUCCAGAGCUGACUGUACACGGCAUGGCAGACUUGCUGAAAAAGAAAAGAGCUGUGAUCAAGAAGUUCUUGCAAGCCUCAGGCAAAUGUAGUUUGCAGCUGAUGGCUUUGCCCUUGGACCUGGUAGAUUUGCCAAGAGAGUUUCUCCAGCUAGCCUUCGGCGGCAAGACGCCGGCAGCUGCACGGGAGGAGGCCAAGCUCGCAUCCAUGCUGGCUGUCUGGCCGUUGCGUGGCAACAACAAAGUCUUGCAGAGGGGUAUGGCGAGCUUGGACUUGGGCUCAGCAUCCGUCUCAAGGCAGAUGUCUGGCAGCGACUUCGGGCAUUUCGCUGCUGCCUUUGCUUCGACAUGGGCUGCAUCGCAGGCCACGGGGCCGGGCGCAGCUGCAUCUUCGGCGGCGCCGUCGAUCGAAUACUUGGAACCCGCCCAGAAACGGCAGCGACUGCUGGCCCUGAAAGACCAAGAGCCUGAGGAUCGGCCGCUGCCUGCUCCUUUGCCUUCCACGGAGGCCUUGCCCAACACAAGUGCAGCGAAAGCUGAUCCGCCCGUGGCUCUUGAAGAACCUAGCAGCGGCGCAGACAGGGAUCUGAAAGAGCAGGCCGCGGAGCCGACUGCCAAGCCUUUGCAUGUGUCAUCGGUGCUAGAUGACUUGAGAAGCGUGGCCAAGCAAGGCCAGAAGCCACUCAAGGGCAAACCCGCUUGCAACCUGGCAGCUGCGAAGACCUCUCCUUGCAAAAAGCCAGCAGCACAAGUCCUGAGGCGACCUGCUGCACAGUCCUCUGCUGCGAGCUCGGACGACAAGUUUGCCCAUCACAAUUUCCAUGCCCAGGGGUAUGGCGACUGUCGUGUGGAAUUCUUCAGUAACAAGAGUUACAUUCGUUCUUGGGACUACUCCCAAGGGAAGUACGUCAUGGUGAUGGGGUCUUGUGCAGCUGGCAUCCACAAGGACAUCUGCCACGCAUUGUUGCCACAUGUGAAGAAAGGUGUCUCCCGCGAGAAGCUUUGGGACAUUCGCGAGGAUUUGAUGAAGAAGUUUUCAGCUUCCGCCUAG